AUGAACUGGGAGGAACUGACGGGGGAGUGGGAGAGCGAGUUCCGGCUGGGGGUGCGGUUUUACACGGAGGAGCAGCCUGCUGCUGCCAUCCUGCACCUGGGGAAGGCACUGCAGGAGUAUUUGGUGGCAGACGCCGAGUGCAGGGCCCUCUGUGAGGGACCCUACGACUACGAGGGCUACAACUACCUGGAGUACAACGCAGACCUUUUCCAGGCCAUCACAGAUCACUACAUGCAGGUACUCAGCUGCAAGCAGGGCUGUGUGACAGAGCUGGCCUCCCAGCCCGGAAGGGAGAAGCCCUUGGAGGAUUUUCUACCAUCACACUUCAACUACCUCCAGUUUGCCUACUACAACAAUGGAAAUUAUGAAAAAGCCAUUGAAUGCACCAAAACCUAUUUGCUCUUCUUUCCAAAUGAUGAGGUGAUGAACCAGAAUUUGGCUUAUUACACUGCUGUCCUGGGGGAGAACCUGGCAGGACCCAUCCAACCCCGAGAGGAGAUCCAGGUGUACCACCAACGAAGCCUGAUGGAGAAGGAGCUGCUCUUCUUCAGUUACGAUGUCUUUGGUAUCCCGUUCGUGGAUCCGGACACUUGGACACCUGAAGAGGUGAUACCAAAAAGACUGCGAGAGAAACAGAAGGUGGAGCGGGAGACAGCGGCGCGCAUCUCGGAGGAGAUCGGCAACCUCAUGAAGGAGAUCGAGACCCUGGUGGAGGAGAAGGCCAAGGAGUCUGCUGAUCUCAGCAAGUUCAUCCGAGAAGGUGGCCCCUUGGUGUAUGAAGGAGCCAGUGUCACCAUGAACUCCAAGGCCCUGAACGGCUCUCAGCGUGUGGUGGUGGAUGGGGUCCUUUCCACCAAGGAGUGCCAGGAGCUGCAGGCGCUCUCCAACGCAGCUGCCUCAGCUGGGGAUGGCUAUCGUGGGAAGACAUCUCCUCACACUCCCAGUGAGACCUUCCAUGGUGUGACUGUCCUCAAGGCCCUCAAGCUGGGCCAGGAGGGCAAGGUGCCCCUUCAGAGUGCCUACCUCUACUACAACAUGACAGAGAAGGUGAGGCACAUGAUGGAGUCCUAUUUCCGCCUGGAGGUCCCUCUCCACUUCUCCUACUCCCACCUGGUGUGCCGUACAGCCAUUGAUGAGAAGCAAGAAGGUAGAAGUGACAACAGUCAUGAGGUGCACGUGGACAACUGCAUCCUCAAUGCAGAAGCCCUGGUGUGUGUGAAGGAACCUCCAGCCUACACCUUCCGGGAUUACAGUGCCAUCCUCUACCUCAACGGGGACUUUGAAGGAGGAGCUUUCUACUUCACUGAGCUGGAUGCAAAGACUGAGACUGCAGAGGUUCAGCCACAGUGUGGUCGUGCCGUGGGCUUCUCCUCUGGCUCAGAGAACCCCCACGGGGUGAAAGCAGUGACCAAGGGGCAGCGCUGUGCCAUCGCCCUCUGGUUCACCCUGGACCCCCGGCACAGCGAGCGGGAGCGUGUGCAAGCUGAUGACCUGGUGAAGAUGCUUUUCAGCCCAGAAGAGAAGGAUUUGCUGCAGGAGCCAAAGCAGGAGCCACCAGCUGCUGUUGCGGGUGGAAAAGAUGAGCUAUGA
Messenger RNA from Chaetura pelagica (chimney swift), 1590 nucleotides. It is a transcript of the gene P3H1, whose product is annotated as leucine proline-enriched proteoglycan (leprecan) 1. Gene Ontology annotation, cellular component: endoplasmic reticulum. Gene Ontology annotation, biological process: collagen metabolic process. Gene Ontology annotation, molecular function: iron ion binding; protein binding; L-ascorbic acid binding. The record is from RefSeq and is a predicted model, not a curated record. The transcript has 14 exons. NCBI's taxonomy places the organism in Eukaryota, Metazoa, Chordata, Aves, Apodiformes, Apodidae. Bases 1 to 1590 code for a protein of 529 amino acids.